UAUUUACUAAAUAGUAUUGAAAACGAGCGGUUCGGUUUUUAACGGUAAAUAGGCGGUCCAAUUACAUAAGUUUAAAUAAAACCGUUUUCAUAUAUACAUACACAUAUACCUUUUUAAACGUUCGUUGCAUGUAUAAAACUCUGUUUGCGAAAAGUUCUUAAAUAAAAAAAAUAUUAAUUAUUUUUUUUAAUUUGAAAUAGACAAUUAAAAAUAUAUUAAAAAUAAUUUUCUUUAUUUCUUUUUUUUCAUUUUCCUGAUUCAAAAUUAAAAUAAUAUAUGCACAUAUUUUUGGUGCUGUGAAAAAUAUCUUAAAAUUCAAUUCUUAAGAAAAAAAAUAAGUUCUUUAAAAAUAACCAAAUAUUAAAGUUAAAAAUAAAAUUUUGCAUAUAUACAUACCAACGUACAUAAUAUAAGUACGUGCAUAUGUGCACACCUUUGUGAAUAUUUGUCAAUUCCCGGGAUAUUUUUAUUUUAUUAUGAAAUAUAAAUAAAUAAAUAAAAAAAACACAAAAAGGAUUAAAAUUUAAAAUAAAAAAAGCAUACCAAAAAAUGAGUCAUGUAAACGGAUCUUCGAAAUCUAUAAAUAUGCGAAUGAUGUCGUCAGAUCGCCCAAUGCCAAAUUGGGUUAACGAAACACAUGAUCGUGUAGGACCCAAACCACCAGCUGCACCACCAGGUCAAUUUCAAAAACAAUUGCCACCACCACCUUUACCGAAAAAAUCGAAUCAUAUUGAACCAGAUUAUGAAGUCAUCGAGUUUUCGAGUCAGCAGUACUCCAAUGCAGCUCCAAUUCGAUCAAAUACACCUGAUGUAAAAAGAGCCGACGGCCUUAAAUGUCAACUUUGUGGUUCACCUAACCCCUGGGUCAGUUGUGAUCAAUGUGGUAAUCAAAUAUUUUGUGCAUCAUGUGACGAUAUGUUUCACAAGCAUCCAAAACGUCAGACACAUGUUCGAAAGGCUAUGGAAAAAUCGCAGUGUAUUAAACCACCUUUACCACCAAAAACGGAUCUUCAAUUUUCGGCUCCUGUGCCACCACCUCGCCGUAAUAAAAAAGCGUUUCCAUCACCUUUACCAAUGAGAAGAGAUCAGCUAGUUUUACAACCUCAACAAAAUGGGACUCUUAAAAGGACACAAGUAAAUCAUAGUAAUCGACCAUUACCAGAGACACCUACACAAGGAUCAUCGUCAAGAUCUAGUACACCAAACAGUAAAUCGGUAUUUGAUUCAAUUCAGAAACCUCCAUCAAUAACAUUAGAAAAAAUAAAGAACAAAGCUACUGCUACGCUGAGUAAAAUGGCACUGUUGCAACAGCGCUAUCGACAACAUCAAGAAUUGAAAGCUGAAGGAUCUAAAAUGAAUAGUACAAGUCAACUAAACGAUCAGAUGUCAGACUGGUCAAUUCCUUCUUCACCUAGCCGUUUAAGAUCUGGAAGUAUGUCUUCAGGAAUGAAUAUGCCAAAUCAAAGACCAUCUAUAGAUAGUUCAUUUAAUGGCUAUCCACAUCAACAUCGCCAAAUGGAUUCAAUACAACAAGUAAGGCCACCAAUGCGCGCAAGUGCUUCAGUAUUUAAUCUUAGUCAAAUAGAAAAUCAAAGACAAAUGCCAAUGAAACCUUGGAACAAUAUGGGACAAGCUCAAUCUAUGGCUCAAAUAAAUUGUGCUGGCUGUAACCAUCAAGGUUGGAGUCACUGUUGUGGCCGAGAUAACUGGAUGGAAGGCUCUCCUCAAAACUUACAUGGUUCUAAUAUGAGCUUAAAUAUGCCUCCAGGUUAUUAUCCUACUCAGCAACAUCCGAUGAUGGGGCCUCCACCAACUUGGUUUAAUAAUUGGAAUGGACCACCAAAUAUGUUUCCCUACCCGUAUCCAUUAAUGAAUGGUAUGAUGACACUACCACGUCCCCCAAGAUCAAGAGUUGGAUCCAGAGCUGGCUCACCAGCAUUGAGUAUCAAAUCCAGAAAAUCUAUGAUGUCUAGUCGCCAUAAACGAAGUAGUUACAUAGAACAUGAAUUAACAGAUGAUGAAGAUUCUGAAGAUGACAGAAGGUCUAUACGAUCUCAUAGAUCAGAAUUACCAGGCCAAAGAAGAAGAAAUCAUCGUAAAGGUUCUUUAACUUCACAAAGCUAUGACGACGAAGUUGAUGAAUACUCAAACAAGGCGAAUUCAAGAUCAAAAUCAAUAUCUACAGCAGGUAUUCCACGAGAUUCGAAUGAUAGGCAGAACAUUAAUCGUAAAAAUAUAGCACAAAACGAGUUAAGUUCAAUGAAAAAAUCUUCGGCAGCAUCAGUAAGGGGUCGUUCCGAACGAGAAUCUAACUCAUCUAAAGGAAAAGGGUUUUCUGAUUCACCUUUGACUCCGGACUCUGAAAACGAACCACCAACGAAAGCCCUUGUUCAAGCAAAAAUUCAAGAAAAACUUUCCAAACAAAAAGAACAGUCAAAUGCUAAAGAAAUAAUUAAAAAAGUUAUUCCCAUAUCCAAGCCCGCAGAAGCUACAGAAGAAUCAGAGGAAGGAGAUGAAGAAUCAGAAGAUGAAUCUGAAGAAGAUAACAAUAAUGACAAUAAUAAAAAGACAGUUGAUGAAAUACCAUCACUCGGCCCGCCCCCAUCAACACCCGAUCAUGAUUGGGAGUGUGAGUUCUGUACUUUUGUAAAUGAAGCAAAUUGUAAAAUUUGUGCGGUUUGUUGUAAAACUCCAAUUAGAUCACCUGUUAAACCAAUAAAUAAUAAUAAGAAAAGUUUAUCGCCCCCCAAAAAAAAUGAAAACCUUUCCACAGUAAAAUCUAAUGCUUUGUUGGCACAAAAAAAAAAUGAAAAAACUUUAACAAAAACAUCAAUAUCAACCAGCACACCAUCAUCUACAUCAAUAACUAUAACUAAUAAAAAAAUCGAUAAAAAAGACAUGGACAAUAUAUCGAAACAACUAAGUACAACGAAAAUUUCUCAAUCUCAAGAUGAUUCUGAACAAUUAAAUGGAGCUAAAAAGAAAGCUGGAACUGUUAUUAAUAAUAAUAUGUCACUUGACGAUAUUUGGGCUACUCUAGAAGAGGAUAUUAAAAAUGCUGCUGAAGCCACUAAACGUCACAAUGAAAGAAAUAUGUCAACGGACAAUGAAACAUCGACGAAUCAACAAAAAUGCAAAACCUCAACAGCCUGUGGACCAUCCCCACCAAGAGAAAUCAACAACAAAACAAAAGAUAGUACAUCAGUUUCAACAGGAACAUCACCACCCCCCCAAAGUAUUUCUACACAAACUUACGAUGUUUUACCACAACCUAAAUUAUAUAAAGAACAACAUAUUAUCGACGAACCACUGUUCAAAAGUGGCCGAUCAUAUUCCAUUGCAAGUCCUACACAACAUGUAAGAGAAAAUUCUAAUAGUCCAUCAUUAAUACUUAAUAAUCAAAAUGAAGUUCAGAGUUUACCACCAACUCCUCCUUUACGAAACAUGAGCCCAAUUGGAAUAAGGAAAUACAAUAAUGAACUAAAUUUGGUGGAACCAGACUCUUUGAUAGACUAUAAUGACAGAAACCAAUUACAAUACUAUCGAGAUAUAGGAGUAUCUAAAAUGGAUCCAUUUCGAAGCACUCACGACUUAAGGCGAGAUGAAACAUAUCUAUCUAGAAGACCUUCAAUUGGUGACAUGUUAAGCUAUCAAAAAAAUCAGUCUCAUAUGAAUGAACCCAUGCUAUCACAGUGGGAUGCAUAUGAUAUACGAAGACGCGAUACCAAACCAAGAGAUGCUGGAUCAGAAUUAGUAUUGCUAUUAAAAGAAGCCGAACAUUAUAAAUUUACAGCAGAAGAGCUACAAGCUGCUUUGAAACAUUGUGGCGACACGAAUCCAAUAUUAUGGUUACGUGAAAAUUGGUUAAAACUUAUUAAAACUGUGCAGACCUUGGCUACAAAAUAUGGGCAAGAACAAAAAGAUAAUAUAAUUGGUACCAUAUCAUCGAUUGAAUCAAGAGAAGCAUUAAGAAUACAUAGAGGUAAUGUUUGGCAUGCUGUUACCGAAUGUAUAGAGCAACGUCAAAAGAAAUAUCGUGAAAUAGCCAGUCGUUCAAACUAUUCCCGAGAAGAUAUAGUAACAGCACUAACUGCUCAUCAUGGUAAUGUUGAAUUAGCUUUAAUAGAUUUGGGAAAAAGUCAAAUAAAACCAUUUUUGAUGAGAAUAUGGGGCUCACCAAAUGGAGUGGAAAAUGAAAGUAGUAACUUAGAUUUUGGCGAAAAACCGAACAAAUUUGACAUUGAUCCAUCAAUUCAUGACUUUAUUAAUGCAAAUGCGGAAAGUUUGCAACUGCUAAAAAUGAAAGAAUUUCGACAGCAUUCACAUUCUCCACAACAACUAUACAAUCAACACCUAUCAAAACAUCCAUCAAAACGAGAUUUAGGUUCAAUAUCAAACUUAUCAAUUCAAAGCUUUGGAAACCGUACCGAAUUUUCAGAAGGUUUUGAAAGUCCAAAUGACACAACGUCUAAUAAUAAUCCAAAUUUAUUAAAAGACAUUGAAACUCUAAUAGCAAAUAUGGAACAAAACCAGGCAAAACAAAAUGAAAAUAUGUUUAAAAAUAUUGAAAACAUGUUAGGUGGCUUAUUAGAAUAUCAAAAUCAACAACAGCAAUCAGACAAACUUCAAAGAAACAAUGAUGAUAUUUUAGAUAAAAAUGAUCUAUUAAAUGAACACCAAUUUAUAGGAGAAGAAAAUAUUUUUCGUAAAAGUCCAAUUCUUAAACUUAAACUUCCUAAAAAUGUAAACUCUGAAAGUGAUUCUGUUGAAAUGGAUGUAAAAAAUUUUGUUUCACAACAUAUUCAAGAUAUUAUUCCAGAUUUAGUAGAGCAUGUUGAAAAGGAGUUGGAAAAUACUGAUAAUGUAGAAGACAUAGAAAGCAAUGAGGAUUUAUUAAAGAUAAUAAAUGCAAUGAAAGUUAGCACUGAAUUGAGUGGAGCAUCUUCUAAUGUGUAUGAAGAUUCAAUAACAGCACCUAUGUCAGAAAUAAAUAUUAAAGAAUUCGUGUCUAAUCAUAUAAAAGAAAUUGUUCCAGAGCUUGUAGAACAAGUCCGAAAAGAAUUACAAUAUGAUGCAUUAAAUCGCGAUGACAUUGAUUCAAAACUUCAAAUAAAAGAGAAUUCAGAUGAUGAAAUUUAUAUAGUGCCUAACGACAAUAAAAUUCAUGAGUUGCAACCAGAACAUCCCGAACCAACAGAAACAAAGACAAAUAUAAAGACGACUCCAAAUGAAUUGCAACUUGAAGUAACGAAUGAUGAUAUCACUGACACAGAAAGCAAACUUAAAACUUCUGACCAAUCAAAAGAAAUAAUUCAUUUUGUACUAAAAGAUGACAUAUCUAGUAACACAAAUACGGAAACCUUAGAAAAAGAACCAAAUCCCACAACAUCUAGCACAAUAACAGCAAAAGAACCUUGCAAAAAACCUACGCAAACUAGCACUUCUUCGAUAAGCAAUAGGGAUAUAGAUCAACAAGAUAAAGAGAUUAAAAAUACAAUUAUGACUGAUAUACAAACUUUUAUAGAAAGUUCUGGAAGUGAAGAGGAAUACGAAAACUCAAUGAUUAGUUCCGUAAUCGAAAAUAAGCAUAUUAACCGAACUGAAAACAUUUUAGAUGUACCAAGCUCUAUGACAAAUGAAGUUCUACGCACAGAAAAAGAAAAUUUAAAAAACUUAUACCCAACAGUAUUCGUUUCUGAUAGGUCCGAAAUUAUAGAACCAACAAUACUGUAUAACACAUCCCAAGAAGCUAUUGAUCAAAAUCUUAUCACAAAACAAAUUACAGUUGACAACACUAAAACAGAAGUGGUUGAAAACACUUUACCCCGUUUAAAAGUUUUGUGUCAGAUCAAUGAAAAUAAAUCUGAUGAAACUGAAGACUCUCAAAGGGAAAGAGAAAAUAUUGAUGAAAAAGAAACUUUAAAAAGUACAAUCAUCAUCACAGAAGAAAGGAAUUCAGAACUGAAUGAAAUUAUUACUGAAAAAAUUAUGGUUCACAAUUCAAUAGAGAUAGAUUCAUCAAAAAAUGUAACUGCACAAAAUAUUAACAAUCAGACCCCUUAUGAUAAAAUGAGGGUUGAAAUCAAUUUUCAAGACUCAUCUCAGUCAAAUAUAAAUGACGAAAUAACAGAUAGAUCAGCAAUGCAACUUGAAAAUAAAUACAAUGACCUGAAACUGCUUACAGAAUUAAACACUGAAAUACAAAAUGAAAAUUCAAAUACAAAUCUGAAUAAAAGCUAUAACAAGACAAAGGCUAAAGCCAUUGCUCAAACAUUAAUUUUGGAAGAAGCCACUUUGAAACAAUUCGAGAAUCAAUCACAAAUCAGUCAAAAUAUAAUUGAAAAUAAUGUAGCAAUAAAUGAAGUAAACUUAGAUAUAUCAAAAGGGGAAAUCAAAGAUAAAUCCGAAAACCAGAACGAAAUAAAGAAAAUUUCAGCCGUAUGUUUAUCGUCUAGCACAUUAAAUGAAGGAAAUAAAUUAGUAAAUUUAGUCGAACAAAAAAUAGAAAAUGCUUCUGGAGAGGCAAGUAGUGAAAAAUCUCAACCUAAACAACCAAAAAAGGAAACAAAAGAUAAAUCUGAAACACAAAACCAAAUUACGGAUGUUUCAGACAUGAGUACAUCAACUAAAGGAAACCAAUUAGCAGAUUUUACCAAAAAAAAAGAGGAAUAUACCUCUGAAGGUGCAGAUCGUAAAAACUUUAAUGCAGAAGAACUAAAAGAGGAAGUCAGAGAUAUAUCUGAAAACCAAACCGAAAUUACGGAAACUUCAGCUAAAGACACAUCGCUUAGCACACCAAAUGAAGAACAUAACUCAGCCGAUUUAGGUAAACAAAAGUAUAAAAGAGAAAAUACUUCCAAAUUAAAGAAUCAGACCAAAAGUCAGCGCUUCGAGCAGCAAAAAUCAGGUAAAAGGAAAGGAAAAAAAAAUAAAAGAUCUCAAAAUAAAAUCCUCAAUUUCUCAGAUCUUUCACAAAAAGAUAUGGAUAUUACAUCCAAUUCAAUUGGCUGGAUAGAAGAAAAAAAAAAGACAAUAGAUGAUUUAACAUUAUUAAACAAUGAAGUAAGUUAUAACAUACCAGGUAAUAACCUAGAACAUAACAUCACUAAACCCGACAGCAUUAGCUUUGGUUCAUUACUAACAUCUUCAGAUAAUCCAACUGAGCAUCUUAGGACCGCUGAAACAUUAACAGUUAACUUUAACAUUAGCAAAAACAACGUUGAUUUAAACAAGGCUCAUCAACAACUACAAGCGGGAAGGGAUCACAAUCAUACUUCAUUCACCAUUCCCGAAGCUACUGAAACAUCUAACACCAGACAUAAAAAAACCAAACAAAUUCAUAAUGUUAAUCGAAAAUCAAAAAAACUAAACACUUUUCUAAAUAAAAAAGAAGAAAAUGAAAUUUCAGCUAAUUGGAAUCUAAUUUCUUCUAAGACAUACGUAGAAACAACGUCUAAGGAUGCAGAAAUCACUUUAGUAGAAGAUCAACAUGCAAAAACGAACGCAGUGAUUGGAAAAUUGUUAGUAGGAAGCUCGUUACAAACACAGAAAUUGAUUUUUGGUGAAAAUGAAAGGAAUGCUGAAAAAUCAUCUUUUCAUAUUAUUGAAAAUAACAGAAUUGAAGAUAUUAAUGAAAAAAACGAUAUUAUUUUGAGUGGUUCAUUAAACAUUAUGGUUGCUAGUGAGGUUUUGCCACCAUUGAAUGAAACAUUAAGUGAUAUAUCAAAGGUGGAAAUAUUAGAAAACCUAUCUAGUACAGAAAAUGCCGAACAUCCAGCAAUUAAUACCGAGCUCGUCCCCCCAUAUUAUGUUGUUGAAAUAAAAGAUAAUAUCGAAAGUUCAUCAAACAUGGAAAAAAUCGUUGAGUACUUAGACGAAGGAGCUGUGGGAGCUAUAGGCUCUCUAAGUAAUGAUAAAAAUUUAUCAAAUGUGGUAUCUAGAUCAAAUAAUUCCGAAGAAAUAAAAGAAUUCUCAACGAAUUCAUUUGAAAGUUAUAAUGAAAAUGCGUUAAGUGAAGAAAUCACAGAAGCACAAGAGGAAACACUUCAAAUUGAAAGUCAAGAUAUAUUAAAUAACCAAAUCCAAACCCAUAAUAAUAGUUCAACACACAACAACCCAACAAAAUCUUUGGAAGCUACAGCAAUUAUUAAAACAUUAGCAGGGGAAACUUCGAGACCUGAAAUUUCUCAAGGUGAUGAUAAGAAUUUAUUGGAUGUAAUAACUACGUCAGAGCGGAUGAAUGAUUCCGAAGAAAUAAAUCAAUAUCUGGAAAACUCAAAAGAAACUUAUAAUGAAAAUACGUUAAAUAAAGAAUUUAAAGAAAAGCAAAGGGAAGCAGUUCACACAGAAAGUUAUAAUAUAUUAAAUAAUCAAAUCCAAACGCAAAACAAUAGUUUAAUACACAGCAGCCCAACAGAAUCUUUGAAAGCUCCAGCAGUUAUUGAAAAAUUAGAGGAAGAAGAUCCAAAAACUAAAAUUUAUCAAAGUAAUAAUAAAAAUUUAUCAAAUAUAAUAACUACGCCAGAGCCAAUAAGCGAUUCCAAAGAAAUAAAUGAAUUUCAAGCAAAUUUAAAUGAAACUUAUGAUGAAAAUACCUUAAAUGAAGAAUAUAAAGAAACUCAGGAAGAAACGGUUCAAAUAGAAAAUAAUGAAGGAUUAAAAAGUCAAAUCCAGAAAUAUAACAAUAAUUUCACAAACAACGGACAAACAAAAUCUUUGGAAAGACCAACAACAAAAAUCACCAAAGAUAAUAUUUCAAGCGAAUAUGUUAAUUUUACAGGUAGAAAUGCUCCACAAAUGCUUGUGACUAAUUUUAAUGAAGAAAGUGAAGAAGUUUAUAGAGAUGUCGAAGAACCUACGGAUGAAGAAAAAUUUGACAAUGUAAUUGAUAAUCCAGUAAAAGAAUCAAAAAAUAACGUUACGAAUUCCAAAGAUUCUCAUGAAGAUACAUCAGAUGAAGAAUUAUUUAGUAUACAAUCAGAUGAAGAUGAUGAUAAUACCUAUAUUGGAAUACAUUCUAAAUCAGAACAAUAUUCGUUCCCAUUAGAAAAUAGUAUAAGUAUAACAUCUUUCGCCAGUACGGACGGAUUCAUUACCCCAACAAUGUCAAGCUCUGAAGUAAUACUAAUUUUAAAUAGUGAAAAUGGAAUUAAUCGCGAAAGUGCAGUUAUAUCAGUUGAAAAGAAUUCAAUUGAAGAAAACGAGGCCUUUGGUAUAGAAAUGCUCAGCCAAACCAAACUCAAACCAGAUGAAUCAUUACCGAAUGAAAACACCGUAGAAGAAGUCGAAAAUGAAAACGUCAUGCAAAGUUCAGACUCUGUCAAUAUCUUGAAACCUAAGGAAAAUUCAAAACAAAAUCUCUCAGAAUUAGUUGAAGAUACCCAAAGACUUAUAAAACAAAUGAAAGAAGAAAUUAAUUUCGACAUUGCGUCUUUUGAAGAAGAAAAUGACUACGAUUGGACUGAAAAUGAGGAUUAUUUUGAUGAAAAUUUUUCAGAUGAUGAAUAUGAUUUUGACGAAGAAGAAAUGGGUGAAGAAGAAUAUGAAGAAGAAGAUUAUGAUUCAGAAUCAGAAAGAUUUUCUGAAAUCGAUACUGCCGACGAAUUAGAUGAGGAUUUUGAACAUAAUAAAGGAAGUGAAUCUACCUUAAUACAAACAAAUACUGAUGAAAACGUAUUUGCAAAUGAAGAAAAUGCAAGUAAAAAGAUACAAUUGGACUUAUAUUCAAGCGAACAUAGCACAGAAAUUACCCCUUCGAAAUCAGCUUCAGAAAACUCAGAUUCUGAAACAUUAUCAGAUCAUUUUGCCGAAGAAACUGCUAAUAAAACAACCGAAAUUCUAAACUAUUCCAAUAUAAUGACAAUUGCAAUUGAACAAGUUACAUUUCAAGAAUCUGAAAAUUCACAAAAUGCGGAACAAAGCGUGCAAAAUGAAAAAGAGAGAAAUUCGGAAAUUUCGGAAAUGUUAAAUAACGAAGACAACAAUUCUUUCACAGAAGCUUUGCCGUUUACACAUGAAAUAGCAGUAUUAGAUUCGGAAGCUAAAGAGGAAAUUUCAAUAGAACAAAAUACAACAGAAAAAAUUGUAAGUACUCAAAGAGAACCACCAUUUUCUGAGGGUCUUAAAAUUUCUGAAAACUAUAUUGAGGAUGAAGAAGCCAAAUCGGAAAAUAUUUCCGAAAUAAAAAAUAUUUCAAAAGUGUAUCUGGACAAUUCUUCUUCUUUAUCGAAAGAAAUACAAAAUUUUGAAAUAACCGAAAAUGAAAGUACCACCGGCAAAUCCAGCUAUGUCAAUCCAUCUAUAGAAAUAGUUGAGUUAGAGGUUCUUCCGGUAGUGGACAAAAUUGUACCGGUUAUCAAAACUAAUUCAAAGAUUGGUAAAAAAGUUCCAGAGAAAUCAAACAGCACAAAAAGUACAAAAGCUAUUCAGGAUGUGACGGACAGAACAGAAGACAUUAAGGCCACAACUUCAAAUAAAACAACACAAUUGAAACCAGGCACAGGUGCUAUUAGUAAAAUUCCCAAGUUAGCAAACGAUAAGCAACGUUCUAAAUCACUUUCAAGUACACCAAUGAUAAGUUCAGUUAAAAAAAUUCAGCUUGAACUCUUAAAUAAACAGCAGGAAUCAUCCAAAACUAUAAAACCAUCAAAAAUAACGCCACCAAAAAUUAUAAGAAAAAAUUCAAUUUCAGAAACUAUUACAAAAUUAAUGGCACCAAAGCAGUCUCCUCUAGACAUUUUAAAGAAAAAUUCUGCUACCACUUCUGGAUUGUUAAAAACAGACUCCAAAAUUCCAAAAAAAAAAUACCAUGAAACAUGUUUCAGCGAUGAAAACCCAUCUUCAUCUUCAGAAGAUGAAAGCCACAUCAUGGAGGAGCGUCUAAGGCGGAAACAAAGUGAACCUGUAUUUAGAACAUAUCCUUCUUUACUUCAAGAGUCACAAACAGAACCCGUAGAAGUAAUAGCUAAGAAAUUUGUCGAAGAUGGCCUCUGCGAUAAUUAUAUGGAAGCGGAAUUGGCUGCCGCUUUAGUAGAGUUGAAAUUCCAACAAGAAUCCGCCUUGUGGGCUGCUAAAGAGUGUAGUGAUUUGGAACAAGCAAUUUCCUUAUUGCAACAAGAAUGUGAAUUAUGCACAGGUCUUUAUCCAAUGAAUCAAAUAGUUUCCAUGUUAAAAUGUACACACACAUGUUGCAAAGAUUGUGCAAAAAAUUAUUUUACAAUUCAAAUUACCGACAGAAGUAUCAACGAUUGUAAUUGCCCUUACUGUAAAGUUCCAGAACUUCAUGUUUCAGACGCAAAUGAAGAUGAAAUUCUAGAGUAUUUUUCCAAUUUAGAUAUUUUUUUGAAAACUAUUUUAGAUAAAGAAGUUCAUGAACUAUUCCAAAGAAAAUUACGGGAUAGAUCUUUAAUGCAAGAUCCUAACUUUAAAUGGUGCGUUCAGUGCUCUUCUGGAUUUUUCGCUAGACCAAAACAAAAACGUCUUAUAUGUCCAGAUUGUGGUUCUAUAACAUGUGCACAGUGUAGAAAACCAUGGGAAAAACAACAUGAAGGCUUAACAUGUGAUAAAUACCAAGAAUGGUUAGAUUCCAAUGAUCCGGACAAAAAUAUACAAGGUGUGUUAUUACAUUUGGCAACAAACGGUAUUGACUGUCCCAAAUGCAAAUUUAGAUUUUCUCUGGCAAGGGGGGGUUGUAUGCAUUUUACGUGUACUCAGUGCAAAUAUGAAUUUUGUUAUGGAUGUGGAAAGCCCUUUAUGAUGGGAGCUAAGUGUACUGUUUCAUCGUAUUGCGCACGUUUAGGUUUACACUCACAUCACCCAAGAAAUUGCCUUUUCUAUUUACGAGAUAAAGAGCCCCAACAACUUCAAAAUUUGUUAAGAAUGCAUCAAAUACCAUUUGAUGAAGAACCACAAAUUGAAAAGACUGACAAAAAAAUUAAACAAUCGCUCAAAUGCCCUGUCCCCUUGCAAAAAGAAACUCCUACCGGCUUGAUUGAUACAAUUUGUAACGGAGAUGUGCCUCAAAAAUACGCUGGUCUAUGUAGGCAGCACUAUGUAGAAUAUUUGGUGAGUGAAGUAUCAAAAGCUAACAUAGAUCCUCUUCCCAUCCUUGAUUUAACGGAUUGUGUUCAAGAAUUAAGAAGACGAGGAAUACCAUUACCAGAAAGAGGGCCUUGGGACACUGAUGAAAUAUAUCGUGGAAUGUGUUCAAAGAUUGUUGAAGCUCAAAUUCCUUUGAACUAAAAUAUUAUCGGAUACGUUGCACAAAAUAUCAAAUGAUUAAUUAUAAAAACGAAAAUAUAAAAAUAAAACUUUUUUAAUCCGAAAUUUAUCAAUAUACAUAUCGAAAAUAUUAGUGAAAUUAUGUCAAUUUUCAUGUUUUUACAUACAUAGGUGCAUACAAGUUUUUUUUUUGUUAAUUUUUUUUAUAUUUAUUUUAAUAAAUUUUUUAAUCUAUCGUUAUUUUGAA
Molecule: messenger RNA, 12466 nt
Organism: Condylostylus longicornis
Lineage: Eukaryota; Metazoa; Arthropoda; Insecta; Diptera; Dolichopodidae
Gene: LUBEL
Product: E3 ubiquitin-protein ligase lubel
Exons: 21
Coding region: 550-12240 (3896 amino acids)
Biological process (GO): protein linear polyubiquitination
Cellular component (GO): LUBAC complex
Molecular function (GO): ubiquitin protein ligase activity; zinc ion binding; K48-linked polyubiquitin modification-dependent protein binding
Source: RefSeq, a predicted model, not a curated record